Molecule: messenger RNA, 4245 nt
Organism: Culicoides brevitarsis
Lineage: Eukaryota; Metazoa; Arthropoda; Insecta; Diptera; Ceratopogonidae
Gene: Orp8
Product: oxysterol-binding protein-related protein 8
Exons: 8
Coding region: 735-3356 (873 amino acids)
Cellular component (GO): membrane; intracellular membrane-bounded organelle; cytosol
Molecular function (GO): cholesterol binding
Source: RefSeq, a predicted model, not a curated record
AACAGUCCGCAAUCAUUAAUCGUCUUGGAUAAAAUUCGAUUUUUUCUGUAGUUAAACAGAAUAAAUUACCAAAAUUAUCUCCUAAAAUCGCGAAAAAUCAGUGUCGAUCGGAAAAUUCAUCAAUUUUAGUUGGAAUCCCCUUGUAAAGUCCUCAAAAUGCAAAAAUAAUUCAAACGUAAUUGUGCCGAAAAAAUAUAUGUGUGUGAAAAAAAAUCGAAGAAAAAAUUAUUAGAGCUCAAAAAAAUGUAAGAUAAAUAAUUUAUGAAAAAAAGCGAGAAAUAAAUUCAAAGAUCGUAGCUGAUAAAAUUGAAAAGUUUAAAGUGCGAAGAUCUCAAGUCUGCUAAAAUUGCAAUAAUUUGUGUACACAUCGCAUAUACGACGUGUUCAAAGUGACGUAGCUCGCAUUAUUUACUUAAAAAAAAAUAAAAUAAUAAUAAUUAGUAAUUGAAGUAUUGCAUGCAAAAGUAUUGUUUCGUUUCUAUCUCGAGAGUUAAUAGACGUUUUUAUUUAUUUAUUUUUUUUCCUCUUAAAAGACAAACUUUGAUCUAAACGAUUUGACCAACAAACAAAAUAAUAAUUGUAAAUGUUUUGAAACUUGAGCCAGUCUCGUCGUUGUCGUCGUAGUUCAUUACCUCUUUUAAUUGUAAUUGCCGCUCGCGUACUUGAAGUACGCAGGAAAAACGCUAAUCACACGGUGUACCGUCAAGGAUAGCAAAAGUAACACACACAAAAUAAUGAGUAACAACGGAAACAAUGCCAUGACGUCGUCAGUUACGAAUGUUAGCAUGACCUCGAGUCAACCAGUGGCAUCGCGACCCGCAUCUGAGCCACUCAGAGACACCAUGAUAACCGGCAAUACGCCUCCCAGUGCAUCCAAGUCGUUCGUUGAUGACAAAAAGAUGCGUAGAACAUCAUUACAAGUACUUCUUCCGCAUAUGCCGUCAAGCGAUAGCUUAAUUUCGAGCAGCAGUCCUGGCCCUUCAUCUCCACCAGGUCUGAAUGUGUGGAACGAGAGUGGAGCAAAAAUCGAUACGAGCACUCCUAUUUCUGAUAAGAUGACACACGAAAGCAAGUUGAACCGCAAAGAGUCGUACAAGGCACAACGCAAAUCCUACCGGAUGGAGAAGAAACGUGUUGCGGCCGAACUGCUGAAUUCCAUUCAAGAUCCGACAGUUGUGGUGCUCGAGGAUUGGUUGAAGGUGCGUGGCACGUUGAAGUCUUGGACUAAAUUGUGGUGCGUUUUGAAGCCGGGAUUGCUGCUGAUUUACAAGAGUCAAAAGGCGAAAAGUAGUCAUUGGGUUGGAACGGUUCUGUUGACCAGUUGCCAGGUUAUUGAGCGUCCCAGUAAGAAAGAUGGAUUUUGCUUCAAAUUGUUCCAUCCGCUGGAUCAGUCGAUUUGGGCGCCAAAGGGACCGGAAAGGGAGACAAUGGGAGCUGUCAUUCAACCACUUCCCACGUCAUAUUUAAUCUUUCGCGCCGCAUCUCAGGCAGCAGGAAAAUGCUGGAUGGACGCUCUCGAGUUGUCAUUACGGUGCUCGGCGUUGCUCAUUCGUUCCGUAAGUAACAGCAUGGCUCCUGGCGAGAUCACGGACGUUAAUCAAACGGGCACGGAACAAGUUUGGUCCGACGCUGAUUACGAAAAACAUUUUAUGGAACACGAUCUAGAUGACGUUGAUAGUCAGGUAGAAGUUACGGCAUUGCCACCGUCAGAUGGCGGCGAUACAGAUUCCGAGUCAGAAAAUGGAGACAAUUCCAAAGAAUGUGACGAGUUUCCGGAAACUCCGUACGUUUUUGCGCCAGAACCGGAAUUUGGUGGGGCUGGAGAACAAGUAGAAGAGCUGCCAGAAGAACACAAAAGCCUCAUCUGGUUUUUGGUGAAACAAGUCCGUCCUGGCAUGGAUUUGAGUAAAGUUGUGCUUCCGACGUUCAUUCUUGAGCCGCGUUCCUUCUUGGACAAGCUUUCGGAUUCUUACUAUCACGCCGAUAUUUUGGAAAAAGCUGUCUCUUUGGACGACCCAUUUCAACGCAUGAAAACCGUGGUUCAGUGGUAUUUAUCUGGAUUUUACAAGAAACCCAAAGGCUUGAAGAAGCCUUACAACCCGAUUUUGGGCGAAACGUUCCGCUGCUACUGGGAACACCCGAACGGAAGUCGCACUUUCUACAUUUCGGAGCAAGUUUCGCAUCAUCCGCCAGUCUCCGCGUUCUACGUAACUAACCGUCAAGCUGGUUUCUGCAUCAGUUGCAGCAUCUUGGCCAAAUCCAAGUUCUACGGCAACAGUACUUCUGCCAUUUUAGACGGGACAGCGACUUUGACCCUCUUGCCACGUGGCGAAAGCUACACUUUGACGAUCCCCUAUGCGCAUUGCAAGGGAAUUUUGAUGGGAACUCUAUCCAUGGAGCUUGGCGGCAAAAUCACAAUUGAUUGCGAAAACACAGGCUACAAAACUGAGUUGGAGUUCAAGUUGAAACCCUUUAUCGGCGGCUCGGAAUACACAAAUUUGGUCACAGGUAAAGUUAAGUUGGGCAAGGAAACGUUGGCAACAAUUAACGGGCAUUGGGAUUCCGGGAUUUUCAUCAAGGAAGGCGGUCAGGAGAGUGUUUUGUUCGAACCGACGCCAGAAAUCCGCUCGAGUCGCUUAAAACGUUACACAGUCCCGAUGGAAAGUCAAGGUAUGUUCGAGUCGGAGCGUUUGUGGCAACAUGUCACGGCGGCAAUCGAUCGCGACGACCAAGUUGGCGCAACAGAGGAAAAAACCGCUUUGGAAGAAGCCCAACGUGCUGCCGUCAAAGAACGCAAAGCCACAUGCACCGAAUGGACCCCGCAACUUUUCACCCAAGACAUCAUCACGGGACACUGGCACUACAAAUAUGCCGAUUUGCGACCCUGGGACCCCAAUAACGACUUAAAGCAAUACGAGAGCGGUUAUCGCAUCCAGACAAAAACUAAGCAUCAAGCACCUAUGGUCCGCACCGCGAGCAUCAUCAGUUCCGAACCCAUGACUUUGCUCCAAGCUGAUUCGCGGACCUCGUUGCAAGCCCUCAAGGCACAACGCAAAGCGCUGGCAGCCUCGCGAAAAAUCUCGAGCAACUCGACACCCGAUCACACGGCAAACACGUCCGACGACUCGAACGAAACGAAGCUGUCGAAGGGAAAAAUUGUCGAAACGCUCGAAGUCUUGACGAAAAAAGUCGAGGACCAGACGACGCGCAUCGUGCGCUUGCAACAACACGUUGACCAGCUGCAGGCGAAAGAUAAUCUCUUCAAGCCGAGUAACAUUCUUGUGAUUGUUGUUGUGGUAUUUGCGGUGCUAAUGAACACCAUCCUCACGGCAGUGAUCAAUAAAAGACAGCAGUAAAGCUUUAUUUUACUCCGACGACAAAAUUGCAUGCAUUGCCGGGUUUUUUCCAGGAAAUUCCUCUUUUUUCUCCAUCUAUCUAGUCCAAGCUUUUGAACAAACAAAAAAUCAAUAUUUUUCUACAGCCGCCUUUGUAAUCACUCGAGCAGACAUACAGGCAUCAAGCUACCUUUCGAGUCACACAGCCGUCCGAACUAACAGCAACAACAACAAAUAUAAUUAUUACAAGAAUGCAUUUAAUCAUGUUUCGUAAAAGAAAACUACUUAACUUCGUAGAAAAGUUUUUAAAAUUGGUAGAAGAAAAUAUUUAAAAAAAAAAUUAAGAUCAUCAAAUUUUUGAAAAAUUUUCGAUUUAGCUCUAAUUUUGUACGCUACGGACGAACAACGGUUGGGAUUGAUCUCUCAAGGGAUCAGAUUGACUCCCUAAUGAGGUAAAAUUCACUUAAGGAAUCAAUCUGAUCCCUUUAGAGAUCAAUCUGAUCUCUUAAGAUGUUAAUUUGAUCACUUCAGGAGGUUAAUUUGAUCUAAUUUGAUCACUUAAACCUUCUGAAGUGAUCUCUUAAGUCAAGAGAUCAGAUUGUUUCCUUGAAGAGGUACAUUUCACUUAAGGAAUCAAUCUGAUCUCUUAAGGAAUCAAUCUGAUCUCUUAAGAUGUUAAUUUGAUCACUUCAGGAGGUUAAUUUGAUCUAAUUUGAUCACUUAAACCUUCUGAAGUGAUCUUUUAAGUCAAGAGAUCAGAUUGUUUCCUUGAAGAGGUACAUUUCACUUAAGGAAUCAAUCUGAUCUCUUAAGAUCUUAAUUUGAUCACUUCAGAAGGUUAAUUUGAUCUAAUUUGAUCUCUUAAACCUUCUGAAGUGAUCUUUUAAGUCAAGAGAUCAGAUUGUUUCCU